AUGUCCACAAUUAAAGCUUAUAAAGGGCUUUUUCCCAACAGAGCAGUAAGAGGCGCAUCCGCCUUGUCGGUGCAUCUGCAAUGGAUGGUUGUUCGGAGCUGGUCCAGCUUCCUCAUCAAGAGAAAGGAGUAAACAGCGCAGAACCCAAACAUCUUAGCCCACAGCUCUUUCCAAUACCACGGACUGCUUCAGCGCAAGACUGGAUGCAGAGCCCCCGCUGACUGCAAAGGUGUUGUGGUCAUCAUGAUGCAGAGAUCCAGCCAGCGAGAGCCCACCACCUCCUACGAGCUGACCACUAUCAAUAAGAACGCUCUGGCCACCGUCAGCAGCAUUCAGUGCUCAACCUGCAAGGCCCAGUGCCGCCCCAACCUGCGCAUGGUGCUUGGUGCCUGA
Talpa occidentalis (Iberian mole) is the source of this 393-nucleotide messenger RNA. RefSeq names its product 60S ribosomal protein L28-like. Gene Ontology annotation, biological process: translation. NCBI's taxonomy places the organism in Eukaryota, Metazoa, Chordata, Mammalia, Eulipotyphla, Talpidae. Gene Ontology annotation, cellular component: ribosome; cytosolic large ribosomal subunit. The record is from RefSeq and is a predicted model, not a curated record. Gene Ontology annotation, molecular function: structural constituent of ribosome.